CCAACACACUCACACAUGUUUCUGCUUCACUGCCUUGCUGCUGUAAACCCCAAGGUUAACUUUGCUCAAGACUGGGAAAAGCUGUGGCAGCUGCGCCCAAGCCAGCUCUGGAAAACUGGAAUUAAGUGGUUUCUAAGCAGGUUCAGUAGAUCAAGACAUUGUGGACAUUCACACAAGUCAAAGCAGCAUGGAGGAGAACAACAGCAUGGAUGAGCCCAUGUCUUUAUCGCAGCUUCUGCGUGAGAGUUACCUGGCCGAGGCCCGAGCUCAUCACAGACACGGCGAAUCCAGCUGCAUAGACUCCCCUCGCCGCCUGGUCUACGGGACGCUCAAGGAGAAAGCAGAUGACUCCGGUGGGAAAGACGAUCCACAGUUCCCAGACCUGUCUGCCUUCCUGAGCCAGGAGGAACUGGACAACAGCGUUGAUCUGGCCUGCAAAGCAAUCAGCAGCGAUCCUCGAGAACGUGAGAAGAGAUCCGACACACAUCCACCAGUGAGCCACUCUAAUCUUCCUUCCAACAAACCCACUCCACAAACAGAGCUCAUUUCAGAAAGACACAUACUCCAGGCUCCCUUUCAAGAUAAUGUGAUCAGGAAUGCUAGGGAACCUGCGGCGGAUUUCAAAAGACCUCAGAGAAACGCUCCAUACGGCUUGGAGACCCAAUCCAAGAAGGAGUUCCUCAACAAAGCAGCUGAUUUCAUAGAAGAGCUUUCGUCUCUGUUUAAAGCCACCAGCUCUAAGCGAAUUCGGCCUCGUACUUGCAAAACCCACCGGAGCCGAUACCACAACAAAACCCAAGCUGAUGGCACUUCAUACUCCAUUAAUACAGAAGAUCGAGAAAGACCUAUUCUGCUCAACCAACAGAUUGAGGAGCCGAUGGAGAAGGGUGGAGUCACGGAGGAGCCGGCUCUGAUUCAGCCGGAGAGCUCGGAGGAACCCGUGUGUGAACCUCCACACUUCAUACAGAAGCUCAAAAGCAGGGAGGUUCCUGAGGGCAGUAAAGUGCAGCUGGAUUGUAUCGUCAGAGGACUGCCUGCUCCAGAAGUUCGGUGGUUUUGUGAGGGUAAAGAGUUGGAAAAUAGUCCUGAUAUCCAGAUCAUCGCUAAUGGUGAGCGACACACUUUGAUCAUAGCAGAAGCGUUUGAAGAAGACACAGGAAGAUACUCGUGCUUUGCGUCCAACUUUUAUGGCACAGACUCCACCUCAGCAGAAAUCUACAUUGAGGGAGCAUCUUCAUCAGAAUCUGACGAAGAAAAACAUUUUCAAGCAGAACUUCAUGAAAGAUCUGCUCAGCCCAAACCUGCUGUGGUCUUGACAGAACCCAACACAUCUGCUGAAGACAUCACACCAACUAUAACAACCACCUUCACUGAACCACCAGUACCUUCUGACACAGAAGCAGUGCCACUGACUGAGCUGAUUGCUGACCCAACCUCUAAGAAGGAACAUACAGAACUUCUGUGUUCCAAUAUUGUCAGCUCUGAAAUACCUGUACUAGAACCAUCAAUGCCAAUAUCUGAAGUGGAGCCAACUCCACCUAUCCCUCCACUGACCAUUGCCCCACCAUCACCACCAUUACCUCCAUCCAGCCAAAGUAUCUCCGAUGUACUGUUAACAUCUCAACACAACAUUUCUGAGAAUCUAAAUGGAAGCAGUAGUUAUCUUCAAAACUUCGAUGUAAGGCCCAUGAUGGCAGCUCCUGUUUUUACGAAGGACCUCCAGGAUGUCCUGGCUGUAGAGAGCCAGUUGAUAGUUCUCGAGUGCAGAGUAAAAGGAAUUCCCUCCCCUAAAGUGGACUGGUACCGGGAGGGAACACUUAUUGAAGAUUCCCCAGACUUCAGAAUCCUUCAGAAGAAACCAAGAUCCAUGGCUGAAUCUGAGGAGAUAUGUACUUUGGUUAUUGCGGAAGUUUUUCCAGAGGAUUCUGGAACAUUUACUUGCAUAGCCAGCAAUAAAUAUGGCACAGUUUCCAGUACAGCAGAAUUGAGAGUAAAAGGACACAAUAAUAACAGCACCAAUCCAAAAACAACAAGCACUUUAACAGUGGAAUCCUCCCUCCAAAAGGUUCCAGCAACAGGACUGAUGUCAACCACUUUAAAGCCUAAACCAGAUGUUCGUCUGGUAAACAACAAGCUUCACUCAAGUAUGAUUUGCCUUGACCCUUUGAGAUAUGGAUUUAAGAAUGUAGAACUUCAGGACUCUGGGAUACCUCGCUCAGAUUCCCUGAAUCCUAGUACCCUUCGCCAUGAUCUAACCACUAGCCUACCUAGUCUUAACCCUCUCAGCAUUGGAAAAUACGGCUCAGAUACUUUAAGGACUAGUUUAACUCAGCUUAACCCAAUCAGCUUCAAUUCUUCUUCAAUGAACUCAAACUCAAACCAUAAGCCUCUCAGCUCUACACAUUUUGAUUCAGGAGGAUCUAGUUUUAAACCUUCCACAGAAGUGACCCAAAGUCCACCAAAUGGAUCAGACUCUUGCAUCACUAUGAGCUCUGAUUCCUGGUUAGAAUCAUUACCAAACGGUUCAAAGCCAAACCCCAGCCCUUCUGUUACUAGUUUCCCACCAGUAAACUGCAGUAACCAUCAAGAGCGACCGACUGUUAAACCCCUACCAGAUCCCCCAACUUCUUGCCUCAAGACAAGACCCGAGGGUGUGUUAGGGAAUCACAAUGAAUCCCGCUCUAGUUCUCGAGUUGGUCUCCGUGUAACCUUUAAACUCCCAGAAGAUGAAGAUGAGGAAAAUAAAGAAAUGUCACCUAAAGAACCACCACCAGUGCUGGCUAAACCAAAAUUAGACCAAGUGCAGCUUCAGAUCAUCCACAACCAGAUGCUUUCGGAACAGCAGCAGGAAAACACCUCCCCAAGCCAAGAUUUAACACAUUUAGACAGGACAAGUUGUGAGCCUCCACCUGUCAAGCCAAAUCACCCUUCUGCAAAUCCAGUUCUAUCCCAACCCCAGCCACCUCCACUUGUAAUGAACUCUGCUCAAAUUCCACUGCCGAUCCCUGCAUCUGUCCCUCUACUUCCUACAGCACCUGCUCCCAUAUUAAAAGCUGUACCUGUAUCCGAAUUGAGCAUGCCUUUAACCAAUUCCAUGCCCUUGCCCCAACUUACUCCAUUAGCCACAACCUUACAGAACCACCAUCCAAUACCUCAACAAAAUCUGGUUCCUACUACAUUAGUUACUGUUCCACCAGGUAUAGUUCCCUCUAACCUACUAACCCAAACGAAUGUGGUGCCCACUCCUCCUCAGUUGAAUUUGGGGCCAAUCUCACCCAGUGUGGCUCCACUUACCCCUAUGCCAAGUGUGAUUCCAACAAUCCCAAUAACUCAACCAAUAGGUGCUCCCAACAUCCCCAUGCCUUCAUAUUUGGGACCAUCUGCACAUUUUCCUCAACUUAUCAUGGCUUCAACCACCCAACCAAACCCUAACCAUGUGGCCAAUGUUCCACCCAUUACUCCUUCCACUCAUAUUUCACAAAUAAACAUGAAUCCAACCUUGCAGAUAUACUCCGUUCCCUUUAGUGACAAAGGUGUUGCCAGAACACAGGCACUGAUGUCACCUAAUGAAUCAGUAGUGAACAACACUGCACCAGAGUUAAACACCGCCACAAAUUCUCAUCCCAGCAUGGCUCCACAAUACACACAUUCUCAGGGUGUGUCUUAUCCACCCCUGAGUAAAAUCACCUCACCACAUCUGGUGAGAAAUCCACCUGCACCUGCACCCAUCCCAAGUCCAAUGUCUCAUUCUACAUUGAUUGACAUCCAGCCUCCACUUCCCGGGAUUAUUCCUAUCUCCACCCAGAGCUUCACCUACACAAGACCAAAGGAGUUUGUCGCAGCCCAGACACUCUCUCCUAUCAGGAGUCCUUCCCCAACUGAGUCUCCUGUGCCAAUGCUUCAUGAAUUAGCUGCACAAAUAUUCCCGAAGUCAACACGGGAGCUCACGUCGCCCAUCAACCAGUUAUCUCCAUCCCCAAGAAAGUUCCCAACGAGAGUUCUGGAGUGUCCAAGCAGCCCACCAUAUGUGUCCUCACCUCCUCUACUGCCUCAUGGGCUGGGGAAUUCACUGUUUUCUUUUAGAACUCAGUCACCCCCACAAGCUUCUUCUCCAACUUCUAGCAGCUCCUCCCACAGCCCCAUCCAAAAUCCAGUGGCCUUUCUUACUUCAGUCCUUCCUUCUCUUCCUACAUCUCCUCUGACCAAUGCCAUGGGCCUACCUAAGAGUGCCCCACCUGGGCCUCAAGGUGCACUAAAGAAGAAUCAAAGAGGUUCCAGACUCAUGUCUGAUGAUGACAUCCGCGAGAGCAAGGAAACACUGUUACAAGAUAUUGAGAAGAUAUUGCGAUUUAAAGAUGAACAGCUCCAUUUUGGACAGCAGAAGCAGAGUUAUGGGGGGGAAGUGAGCCGACUGCUCGGACCAAACAUUCCCACCGCAACUGUCUUUAACUAUAACAAGGAAUACAAGGUGUCGAGCUUUGAGCAGAGGCUAUUGAGCGAGAUCGAGUUUCGUUUGGAAAGGACUCCAGUUGAAGAGUCGGACGAUGAAGUUCACCAUGAUGAAAUUCCCACGGGAAAAUGCAUCGCACCCAUCUUCGACAAGAAACUGAAGCACUUCAGAGCUGUGGAAGGGAUUCCAGUCACAUUUACCUGUAAAGUUGUGGGAAUUCCAGUUCCUAAAGUUUACUGGUUUAAAGAUGGAAAGCAGAUUUUGAAGAAAAAUGAGCACUAUAAGAAGAUCAGAGAAGGUGAUGGGACGUGCUCAUUACACAUAGAAGCCGUCACAAGUGACGAUGAUGGCAAUUAUACAGUCAUGGCAGCAAAUCCACAGGGCAGAAUAAGUUGCUCUGGGCAUUUGAUUGUCCAAACAGGUCCCGUGCGAAACCGUCCCGUGGUUCACUCGCAGAGAGUCCGAGCGCGUGUACAGGAAGUGGAGGGCGAGCCGACUGAAGAGCGCUUCUUUCGUCCGCACUUCCUGCAGGCUCCAGGAGACAUGUCGGCUCACGAGGGACAGCUCUGUAGGUUAGACUGCAAGGUGAGUGGUUUACCUCAUCCUGAGAUCAUGUGGCUCCUCAACGGGAAGCCCAUGUAUCCAGACCUCAGUCACCGAAUGCUCGUGAGAGAAAACGGGAUUCAUUCCCUGGUUAUUGACCCUCUGACUCAAGCCGAUGACGGGACGUACACCUGCAUCGCCUCAAAUAAAGCAGGACAGAGUUCAUUCUGUCUCGAGCUCAGAGUAGUGGGAAAAGAGCUGAAGCAGGCGCCACAUUUUGUGGAAAAGCUGCAGAACACGGGCAUCGCCGAGGGCUCCCCGGUGCGUCUGGAGUGCAGAGUUGUGGGGAUGCCUCAGCCGGUCAUCUACUGGAAGAAAGACAAUGACACAAUCCCUCACUCAAAGGCCAGAGUCAGCAUGCAUCAGGACACGACAGGUUAUGUUUGUCUACUGAUUCAACCGACUAGAAAGGAAGAUGCUGGCUGGUACACUGUCUCUGCAAAAAAUGAAGCAGGAAUCAUAUCAUGCACAGCAAGACUAGACAUAUAUGCUCAGUGGUAUCAGCACAUUAAUGCACCGAUGAAGAAGACGCAGCUCAGCGGGAGUCGAUACGCUGCUCUCACCGGACAGGGUCUGGAUAUAAAGUCAGCGUUUUCUAUGAGCGACAACAGCCCCGUCAUAUUCUCUGCCUCCCAACCAGAGCGAAGGCUAGAAAGUGAGGAGCUGUAGAUGCUCGCAGGUUAAAGAUGGUGCACCGAUGAUUUAAAGACACCACAUUGUGUUGAGCAUUUGGAGUAACAAUCUAAAAGCAAACAAGGAUCUGAUGUUUCUGCACUCAUUUGUAGUUGUAUGUGUUUUGAUACGGGCCUAUAAUUUAAAGGAAGAGUUCUGCCACAUGAAAAUGGGCUAAAAAUAUGCUCGUCUUCGGGUCAUACAAGAUUAGGAUGAGUUUGUUUCUUCAUCAGAUUUGGAGAAAUGUAGCAUUGCAUCAGUGUCU
Molecule: messenger RNA, 5990 nt
Organism: Carassius auratus (goldfish)
Lineage: Eukaryota; Metazoa; Chordata; Actinopteri; Cypriniformes; Cyprinidae
Gene: mypn
Product: myopalladin
Exons: 21
Coding region: 188-5722 (1844 amino acids)
Source: RefSeq, a predicted model, not a curated record